Messenger RNA from Humulus lupulus (European hop), 1191 nucleotides. RefSeq lists its product as uncharacterized. The record is from RefSeq and is a predicted model, not a curated record. Bases 1 to 1191 code for a protein of 396 amino acids. NCBI's taxonomy places the organism in Eukaryota, Viridiplantae, Streptophyta, Magnoliopsida, Rosales, Cannabaceae. The transcript has a single exon.
AUGUAUACUCUUGAUAUUAGAGUUUGUACUAGUCAGUUCAUUCAUUGUUUUGCUCGAGGCACUCACACAGUAGGAAGUUUUUUUAUCACCUUUGUAUAUGGCUUUAAUGAUGUGAAAUUGAGGGAUCAACUGUGGCUGGAUAUUCAGGAGUUAGCUUUGAAGAUUGAUGAGGCUUGGAUGAUAUUGGGAGAUUACAAUGAGAUCUUGCAUCAGAAUGAAAGAGUUGGCAAGAAGACUAUUAUGAAACCUUCUCCGAGCCUUCGAGAUUGCAUGAUCACUUGUCAAAUGGAAGACUUGAAAUAUUCAGGGUGUUUUUAUACAUGGAUAAACAAGCAAAGGUCUGAGGAUCGAGUCUAUUCUAAAAUCGACAGGGAUAUGGUUAACUUGAAAUGGACAGAUCAAUACCCAAACUUUGAAGCAGUUUUUCUACCUGAAGGUAUAUUUGAUCACAGUCCCAUUCUUGUUUCAUUUUAUUUGGCUGUGACUACUGGUAAGCAACCGUUCAGAUACUUCAGAAUGUGGAAGGAAGCUUCAUCAUAUGCAACUAAAGUUAGCACUAACUGGAAUAUAUUAGCUUCGGGUUAUGAGAUGUAUAAAUUAGUCCUGAAGUUAAAGAGACUUAAACAGAUUUUCAGAGAAAUAAAUAGAGAAGGAUAUCAUGACAUUCAAAAGGUUGAAGCUCAAGCAAAGCAUUGCCUGCUGGAAAUUCAAGAAAGCUUGCACCAAGAUCCUCUUAAUGAGUCUUUAAUUCGACAGGAGAUAUUGGCUAGGGAAGAAUUUACUCGAUUAAAUAGAGCAUAUAUGUUAUUUUUAUCACAGAAAGCAAAAGCCAGCUGGGUGAUGAAUGGUGAUGAAAAUACUGCUAUUUUUCAUGCGUCAUUGAAAGCUAGAAGGAUUCAGAAUCGCAUUUUCUCUAUACACACUGAAGAUGGUACCUGGGUGGAUACAGUGGAUGGUGUACAAAGAGCUUUUUUAGAAUAUUAUCAAAAUUUAUUGGGGACUCAAUUGCAUAGUAGGAGGAAGGUGUCACAGGCUGUUGUUGACUUAGGUCCAGUAAUUUCUGAGGUGCAUUCUAGGCUGCUGUUAGAAGCUUUUAUAGCUCAGGAAGUUAAAGAUGCCCUCUUCUCCAUUCCAGGUCUGAAGGCCCCUGGUCCUGAUGGCUAUAGUAGUUUUUUUUAUCAGGAUAAUUAG